AGCCACAGUCUGAGAAGUUCUACUAGCGGGCAACCGUACACAUAAGGCGGGCAGCCUGCCAUGAGUAGCGUUCCAGCAGUUGCGGACGUUCAGAUAUGUCAACCAUCCCUACUGGCACUGGUACUCCCACGUCGCAAUUCGAACAUGCGUCCAAACUGGUGAAAUCGCGCAGCGCAGACACCUUCAUAUGGUGGCCUCACGCCAGAAUGAUAGCUUGUUUUAACUCGGUUGUCACCGGUCCUAUCACCCUCGAGACUCUCCUGCGUUGGUUCAAUCAGAUUGACGACUUCGGUGGUAUCGACAUUGUGGAACUCAAGCGCGUGUCAUUGAAGGCGCAUAAACCCUUCCGCUACCAGCUUUAUAGCACGGAAAAUGCUCUCAAGUCAUCAGAUACACUGCCGCCGGGAGACUACGGCUACUUUCUCACAGGCUGCAGCGACAAGUAUGGUGGUGAUAGGCCAUGCCCGUUCUGGGGCAAAACCUCCGUUGGGUCUCUUGGAGCCAUCAGGCGUCAAUUUUCACUACUCGAGGAUGACAUCCAAGAUUCGUUUCGUGAAACCGUAUCUGUCCGUGAUGGCGUUCGGUGUAUGUUUACGGAAUCAGAUGAUUCCGUAGACGUGCAUUGGAUUACCCCUCCAUCAGCGUAUAUGGGUAUCCCAUCGCCAAUGGGAAAACCAUCUUUGAUCUCAGAAGAGGACUUGAAGGAGACGAGUAACCUGCUCCCUAUGCGUUCCGAUAUCCACGAGUUGUGGGAUUCGAACUCCUUCAGUGUCGAUGUGGAUGAUGAGUAUCGUAUCCGAAUCUUCAACCAAGAUGCUCUGAAGGCUGAAUUGCCACCCCGGCUCAAGACAGUACCAACGGACAAAUAUAUGAGCGCAUAUCUUCGUAUACACUUUCGGCAGACGUUAAUCGUCGGGCUCCUUGGUGGCGACAUCUCAUACGAUCAUUCUCCCAGGGAGGUGAAGAGAAUGACGAAAGCCCUACUAAAUCCGGAGUCGGGUGAGAACCACGUCCCAUUCGAUGAUGACAGAUGGAAAACGGACAUCGGAAAGGAGAUCUUCAGGUAUAAUUUUGAGGAGACGUCACAGUUGGAAACAGAGGCACCCUAGACGAAGAUGACAAGGUUGACGGGUUCCUGUAUACUAUGUACUGUGCAACGGCAGGCCGUGCCAGUGCGUAUGUAUCAUGACAAGACCCGCCACCUGACUUACAUAAGCACUUAGCGC
Rhodofomes roseus is the source of this 1226-nucleotide messenger RNA. RefSeq lists its product as uncharacterized. NCBI's taxonomy places the organism in Eukaryota, Fungi, Basidiomycota, Agaricomycetes, Polyporales, Fomitopsidaceae. The record is from RefSeq and is a predicted model, not a curated record. The coding region runs from base 96 to 1109 and encodes 337 amino acids. The transcript has 5 exons.